Messenger RNA from Rotaria sp. Silwood1, 999 nucleotides. The record is from the annotation of a GenBank genome assembly. Lineage: Eukaryota; Metazoa; Rotifera; Eurotatoria; Philodinida; Philodinidae.
AUGUUGAAUAAACAAUUGGAUGAAGUUGAAGUUACUCGCGAUCUUUUUCGACAAGCACUAAGUGAACAUACGUCAGAAUCGAAAAAUCAUAUUUUAAUACAACAAAUUAACGAUUGGGAACGUGAUUCCAUUGAAAAAAUUCAACAAACAGCAGAUGAAGCAAGAAAACUAUUACUAAAAUAUACAGCUAAACAUAUUCUUGAUGUAGAAAUUAAGCUGAAUAAAUUAACUGGUCAAUUGAGAUACAGUCGUCAAGAAAAUGAUUUUAUUGAAACAGAUUUACAUCAAUGGAAAAAGCAACUUACUCAACUAACAGAUGAAUUUAACAAACCAUCAAAUAUUACAAUUCGACAAGAUUCAAAAGCACUUGUGAACAAAAUUUAUGUUGAUAUAUCAACUAUAUCAUCAUGUACAAUGAAAAUUAAUGCCAACACAAAAUGGUUUGUAAAUGGUGUCACGGGCGCUGAAGGUAAUGAAAGAGGGGAUGGAUUAAAUCAACUUGAUUGUUCAUGGAGUAUAUGUAUUGAUGACGACGAACAAGUAAUCUACAUCGCUGAUACUUAUAAUCAUCGCAUUAUCGAAUGGAAGUAUGGUGCAACAAAUUGGCAAGUUGUUGCGGGUGGAAAUGGGCCAGGAAAUCGAAUCGAUCAGUUGAAUGAAGCAACAGAUGUUGUUGUUGAUAAAGAGAAUGAUUGUCUUAUUAUCUGCGAUCAAGGAAACAGAAGAUUGAUGCGAUGGCCUCGUCGAAAUGGCACAAGUAACACGAAUGGAACAGUAGUAGCCGGUGGCCAUGGACAAGGCAAUCGUCUUGAUCAACUCAAUGGUCCUGGUUACAUCUUUGUCGAUCAAGAUUAUUCAGUGUACAUAUCAGAUGGCAAUAAUCAUCGUGUGAUGAAGUGGAUAAAAGAUGCAACGGAAGGGAUUAUCGUUGCUGGUGGUCAAGGUCAAGGAAAUGGUCUAGCUCAAUUGUCUGGCCUUCGUGGAGUAAUUGUUGAUUAG